Messenger RNA from Purpureocillium lilacinum, 1305 nucleotides. RefSeq lists its product as uncharacterized. The record is from RefSeq and is a predicted model, not a curated record. NCBI's taxonomy places the organism in Eukaryota, Fungi, Ascomycota, Sordariomycetes, Hypocreales, Ophiocordycipitaceae.
AUGGCUUCGCCCUCUGUGCAUGCCAUGCCAGAGCACUGGACGGAACUUAGUGCCGCCAAGAGGCAACGGCAACUCUGCGCCAGCGAUGUCGAAGCCAUCAAGACCUCGUGCAGCAGCGACUGCGGGAAGAAACACAUUGCAGAGUGUUCGAGCUGUUACGGCAAAGUACUGGAUAGGAUGCGCCAGCGAUACACGGAGAGCACGGACCGCGAAUGGUUCACUCAACGAAGGGCAUUUCUGCAGGAAUUGGAGGGCAUGUUCCAGGACGCCCGGGACCACACCAAGAGCCUGAAGCUCAUCGAGGCGCGGAUAGAGUCUGAGAAGGAGGCGUGGUACCGCUGGGUUCUGCGAAAGUAUCCUGAAUUCAUCGCGGCCUCAGACCGCGGCGCGAAUCAGGAUGAGCUUCGAGCCAUGCUGGACGACCCGGACCGGUCUCGCGAUGAGCUCGUGACCAUGAUGCUGGAAGGAGUUGGCAAACCUCAGGGCUGGCCCUCGAGCGUGGAGACCUUUGCCGACAAGGUUGAUGCUGCUAAAAGCGACCCGGCUGAGUUGAAGAAGCUGUACGUGGCGGAAUUCUUCAUCACCCAACCGUCCGGCGCGGUGCUCGACAAUGCGCAAAAGUAUCUGGAGGAAUACCAGGGCAGCGAUGGCCUCACGUUGGAGGCGAUGGUCGACAAGAUUGUUUCCGACAUCAGGGAGAGCAGAAGCUCGCAACCCCAGCGAGAAAACCAUCAAUCACGGCUCGCCGAGCUGCGGCGGGCCAAGACGGCGUUUGAGCAGAACAAGAUGCAGAUUAAGAGUCAGCUCUCGGGCAACAACACGUCCGCUGCGAGCGAGAAGCUGCACAACCUGCCUCCAUGUCUCGUCUGCAAGGGCGAAGUGGACCCGAACAAUGUGCUGUCGUGCUCAGUGUGCCAGGCAGUUGCACAGAUGGGCGGCGCCAAGAAGAUGGCAGUAUACUGCUCCGAGGAAUGCUUCCACAAGGGUCAUGGAGAUCACGUUGAAGCGGAGCAUGACUGCGAGGCGGGCGAGAAAUGCGUGCAGAUGCGAGACGAGGACGUCGAGAUGGAUGAUGGCAGCUUCCGGAGCGUGUCGUGCAAGGAGUGCCUGGACGAGCGGCGCAUAACGCUGUACUGCUCGGACCGCUGCGCUGCGGAGAACGUUGCGGGGCACCGACAGCUCGUCCACGGCGUCAAGACGGCGGCCGGGGAGGGCGAGACCCUUGCGCUGGUGACGCCGACGCAGGAGGCGGUGGAGGCUGCGCUGCAGAGAGAAAACCCGGAACUCAAGAUGACGCCAGUCUAG